GUUCAGGAUUCAAGCAGACCAACUACUGCGGCAAGUAGUUCACUGUCUUCUGUCGACCCAGAUGUAGAAGACCUGUACACAAAAUACAAGAAACUUCAGGCCCAACUUGAAUUUUUAAAAGUCCAGGAAGAAUACAUAAAGGAUGAGCAGAAGAAUCUUAAAAAAGAGUUACUACAUGCACAAGAAGAAGUAAAAAGAAUCCAGUCUGUUCCUUUGGUUAUCGGUCAGUUUCUUGAGGCUGUUGAUCAAAACACAGGAAUUGUUGGUUCUACUACAGGUAAGAAGUUAACUAAUUCCAAACCUCCAUAUCCGUCUUUGAAAAUGAAAAGUUUUAACCAAAGCGCAAACAUACAUAACACUAGCUUCUCUAACUCCAGGUGAAUGGCAAUGUUGAAAUUGUCUUCAUUAUCUCAGAAAGCUGUGAUUGAGUUUUGGGUGUUUUACUCUGAAUUACUAUAGCCUUACUUACAGUGAAACCUUCUAAAACAUUCCAAGAAAAAUAAAAUUUGAACUACAUGUAAUCCAAUAUUGAGUUCAAUUUUGGUUUAAAUGUCUUUGUCUAUAGCUGAAGAAUUGAAACAAAUAAUGAACUCAACUUUAAAAUAUUCAACUUUUAAAGUUUACUUCUCCAUGGAACAUAGAGUAGGUUUCUCUGUAAGUGGAUUAUUUCACAUUAGUUAUUAAUCUUUUGUUAUUGUUUCCCUCCAGGUUCCAAUUACUAUAUUCGCAUUCUCAGCACAAUUGAUCGAGAGCUGCUGAAACCAAGUGCCUCUGUAGCUCUUCACAAGCACUCUAAUGCUCUUGUUGAUGUCCUUCCCCCUGAAGCAGACAGUAGUAUAGCCAUGUUAACUGCUGAUGAAAAACCAAAUGUCGCUUACUCAGACAUAGGUGGGAUGGACAUUCAAAAGCAGGAAAUGCGAGAAGCGGUUGAACUUCCGCUGACACAUUUCGAGCUUUACAAGCAAAUUGGAAUUGACCCUCCAAGGGGUGUGUUGAUGUACGGUCCUCCAGGAUGCGGCAAGACCAUGUUAGCAAAAGCAGUGGCCCAUCACACCACAGCUGCUUUUAUUCGUGUUGUUGGUUCAGAGUUUGUUCAAAAGUAUCUUGGUGAAGGGCCAAGAAUGGUCCGUGAUGUGUUCCGUUUAGCUAAAGAAAAUGCUCCAGCUAUAAUAUUCAUUGAUGAGAUUGAUGCAAUCGCUACCAAGAGAUUUGAUGCCCAGACGGGAGGUGAGAAAAUUGAUAUCAUUAGCUUGUCACUAAAUGCAUUAUAUUUAAACUGUGUCAUCAGGGUGAAAAGAAAGCCACUGCCUUUCGGGUAAGCUGUAUCUAGCAUGCACUACAUGUAGCUCAAAAGUCAAUAAACUAAGCUGAAAAAAUUUUUAUGAGCAGGAUUGAUUACAGUUCUUUUGUAAUUUGAAUUCCCUACAAAACUUCACUUGUCUGUCAGCAAGUUAAGAACAGAAUUCACUAAUCCAAUGGCAAUGCACACUGGUCAUAAUCAUUUAAAUGUAAAGCAUUAUGACUUCCUUUUUACAGCCUGUCAAAACUGUGCAACCAUUUUUCAGAUGAGGUAAGGGAGGUUGAUUGAAACUUGUAUAAGACUUUUAAAAAAAAGUUGAAAUCUCUAGAUUAUCAUUUGUUAUUAUCAGAAUUGUAUUUGGGGAUAUAGGAAGUUCUUACAUGUAUGUUACACUUAUUUAAAAACGUUUAUUUUUAAUUUAAUAAGUGACAUGUAUUGUUUUUUUGUGUGUUUCCUUAGCUGACAGAGAGGUACAAAGAAUAUUGCUUGAGUUGCUAAAUCAGAUGGAUGGCUUUGAUCAGAAUGUUAAUGUUAAGGUACGGUACAGAUAGUGACAUUUAAUUAUUAUUUCCUUAGAUGGUAACCUCCAUUGCAUUAGAUCUUUCCACUCAGGUUUAACAAAGUUUACUGCUAACAUAAUGAACCCCAAUAAAAUACAAGGUACAACAAAUCCCAUUUUGGUUAAGUCAGAAGCCAAAUAUAAUGCACAAGUUAACAGUAAAUAUAACCUUCCUCUUGAAAGGUUUUCAUAUUGUGUUACUUUUACAAAGGGUUCUUAUAAAGUUUUAAAGUAGACAGGCUGCUAGGAUGUAAAAGUAGGUGGCUUGCCAAUUGAGUUUUGUAGGCAAUUUAAGGCUUUCACUCUUUUACUUUGCCAAGUAGCUGUUUUUUUAGCCGGCUGCCGGAACUUCAUAAUUCUUCCUGUUUAUACAGCAGAAACUUGUUUCAGUAUCGCUGUAUAUUAUUUGUAACUAAUUAUUAUUAUUAACUAUCAGGUCAUCAUGGCAACAAAUCGUCAUGACACUCUUGAUCCUGCCCUUCUUCGGCCUGGGCGCCUGGAUCGCAAGAUUGAGUUUCCCAUGCCUGACAGAAGACAAAAGCGCCUUAUCUUCUCUACAAUCACAGCAAAAAUGAACCUGUCAGAGGAAGUGGACCUGGAGGACUGUAUCCUUUCCGUUUUUAAUAGAAUACAACAGAGUCUUUAUUCUGUUCUGUCAUCGUUGGGUAAAACUUUGCUCAGCAGCUCUUUCAAUGGAGCAUGCUUUCAUGAUGUGAAAGCAGGAAGUCGUGGAAAAAUUUUUUGGGUGUACUAAUUUCCCUUGAAGUGAAGACAAGAUACAUGUAAUAGAGAUGUGGUAAACACAGCAACAAAAGCAUAGUUUUUUUUUGGUUAACUUUCAUGUUCAUGUACAGUCGAACUCCGCAAUUUCAAACUCAGUUAAUUCGAAGUAAUCACUAUUUUGAAGGAAGAUUGAAUUCCCUUGGAUUUACCCUCAUGUUUUCAGUUAUUUACUAUCAGCUAUUUCGAACUGGGUUAUUUCGAAUUCACCCCUAUUUCAAACUCAUCUUUCGUUCCCUGCACCUUAAAUCAACCCCGUUAUUUCAAACUUGUCAAAAACAGAGUACGUACAUAAGAGCACAGCUGGAAACAUAUCGCAUUUUAUUUGAGCUCGUGUUGCGUAAUCAAUGACUUAACAAUACUUGACUCACGUGCAGUGUCCCGCUAAGAAAUUCCAGCUUUGUUAUUCAAUUACAAAACAAAACGCACUGUUAGCGAACUAUUCUUCGGGCUGAAAUACUCAUGUAUGAAAUCUGGAUUACUGUAUUUUUAUUCAAUCAGUGUCUUUCUCCAUACUGUACUGUAUUUUAUUUAAAAAAUGAUUCAUUGUUACAAAUUUUAUGCUUCCCCAGUUAUUUUGAAACGCCGCCAUUUCGAACUUUUUUUCAUUUCCCUUGGGACUUCAAAAUAGCGGGUUUCAACUGUAUAUUAAUAUUUUAAGUCUUAAAGGGUGGGUGUAAAAGGUGCUGUAAGUUUUGAGUGAAAACGUCUUGCAAAGAUUUCAAGAAAGAUAAUUUUCUAGCCUUACAUAGCCUUCAAGCACAGACUUGUACCGCUUUGCCACUUUUAAAAAAGUAAUAUAUGAAAUGUGGCAACUGUGGAAGACAUGUUGUGCUUGUUACUGGAAGCUUAUUUUUUGAAAAUGCUGAUGUUGGACCAAUUGUCAAGUGCAGCAUACAAAAAAAAAUAUCCUUAACUCAUUUGAUAACAGAUGUUGCAAGACCAGACAAAAUCAGUGGUGCUGACAUCAAUGCCAUUUGUCAAGAGGUAAAUAUUUAGAGCAGCACUUUGUUUGAGAAAUGCACACAAAGCUGUUUCCACUUAAAAUGUAGGUUAUGUGAGGUUUUACUCAUUGUGCCUUCUCAACUUUGCUCCUACAUGUUGUAGUUGACAAUGUUCUGAUCUUUGUUUAUUUGUCUUGAAGAUAAGAUGAGUAACAUUCCUUUCUGCCUUGUUUUGUUUUUAGGCUGGAAUGCAGGCUGUCAGGGAAAAUCGAUACGUCAUUCUGGCUAAAGAUUUUGAGAAAGGGUACAAAAACAAUGUCAAGAAAGAUGAACAAGAGCACGAGUUUUAUAAGUAG
This is a messenger RNA of Porites evermanni, 3939 nucleotides long. Lineage: Eukaryota; Metazoa; Cnidaria; Anthozoa; Scleractinia; Poritidae. The record is from the annotation of a GenBank genome assembly.